Molecule: messenger RNA, 2034 nt
Organism: Acyrthosiphon pisum (pea aphid)
Lineage: Eukaryota; Metazoa; Arthropoda; Insecta; Hemiptera; Aphididae
Product: deoxyribodipyrimidine photo-lyase photorepair
Exons: 8
Coding region: 320-1840 (506 amino acids)
Biological process (GO): photoreactive repair
Molecular function (GO): deoxyribodipyrimidine photo-lyase activity
Source: RefSeq, a predicted model, not a curated record
AUGAUCCAAUUUCCAAAUCAAACCAGAUCUUUAAUCAAAUCACGAUGAAUCAAGCAUUUAAGAUUUAACACAUUUUAUUAAUUUAUUAUUUUUGUAUUUUAAAUUUGUUACCUAUUACUUUUAAAUAAUUUUUAUGAUUUAUUUAUAAACUAUAUUAUAAACAAAUACGAAAUAAUAAUAUAGCCUAUAGAUUAUAGACUUUUACAAAUUAAAAAUUAAAAUUACCUACUUCACACAAUCUCACUUUGCAUUAAGCUAUUGAAGAAUUUGAAGUAACUUAGGAAAUUUGAAUAUAAGAUAAGAAAGUAUAAGAUAUAAAAUGUCUGGAAAUGAACCGCUUACCAAAAAAUUUAAGAAAACAAUUUCCGAAGUUGGCACUUCCAAAACCAGUAACUUUUUAAACGAUGUAGCAGCAGAGCGUAAUAAAACAGCUUCUUCUAUAAUGGAAUUUAAAUUCAAUAAGAAACGCGUACGUGUGUUAUCUGAACAAAAAGAAGUCCCCGAAUGGGCUGAAGGAGUUAUUUAUUGGACUUUCAGAGAUGAACGUAUUCAUGAUAACUGGGCAUUACUUUAUGCACAAAAAUUAGCAAUUAAAAACAAAGUUUCAUUACAUAUCACAUUCUGUAGACUGAAACAAUUUUUGGACUGCAGCUUACGGCAUUAUAAACAUAUAUUUCAAGGCUUGGAAGAACUAGAAACUGAGUGUAAAUCACUAGAUAUCCAAUUCCAUUUCUUAAUUGGUUGUGCAGCAGACAUACUUCCAGAUUUUGUAAAGAAGCAUAAACUGGGUGCAAUAAUUGUAGAUUUUAUGCCUGUGCGAGAACAUAUAUCAUGGACUAAACAAUUAGCUGAUCGUAUUGGAUCUGAAGUGCCAGUUAUACAGGUAGAUGCCCAUAAUAUUGUACCUUGUUGGGUGGCUUCUGACAAACAAGAAUAUUCCGCAAGAACAAUACGAAACAAAAUCAAUAAUAAAUUACCAGAGUUUUUAACAGAAUUCCCACCAGUGAUCAAACAUCCAUUUCGCAGUACAUUUAAAGCUAAGCCAACGAAUUGGGAUGAAGCGGACAAAACCUUAGAAGUGGACCGUAGCGUUGUAUCUGUACCAGGUCUGAAGGCUGGUUUCAAAGCUGGUAUGAGCGAAUUAGAACAGUUUCUGAAAAAAAGAUUGCCAAAAUAUUCUACGGAUCGAAAUAAUCCAGUAAAAGACGGUCUUAGCAAACUGUCCCCUUGGUUGCAUUUUGGUCAGAUAUCAGCUCAAAGAUGUAUUUUAGAAGUUAGUAAACUAUCAAAACAGUACCCUGAUAGUGUGGCAGCUUAUAGGGAAGAAGCAAUUGUUCGACGAGAACUCUCUGACAACUUUUGUUUCUACAACCCAAAAUAUGAUAAGAUUGAAGGUGCACCUAACUGGGCUCAAACCUCCUUAAAUGAACACAGAAAAGAUAAACGAAUGUUUGUAUACACCAGAGAAGAGUUGGAAAGUUCACGCACUCAUGACGAUCUGUGGAAUUCUGCACAAAUACAGUUGGUAAAGGAAGGCAAGAUGCACGGUUUCCUACGCAUGUACUGGGCAAAAAAGAUACUAGAAUGGACUGAUACUCCAGAUAGAGCACUAGCAGAUGCAAUUUAUCUUAAUGACAAAUAUAGCAUGGAUGGUCGUGACCCGAGUGGUUUUGUUGGAUGUAUGUGGUCAAUAUGUGGUAUUCAUGAUCAGGGAUGGAAAGAAAGAGAAAUUUUUGGAAAAAUUAGGUAUAUGAACUAUGCAGGAUGUAAGAGAAAGUUUGACAUAAAUGCUUUUAUAGCUAGGUACGGUGGCAUGGUUCACAAGUAUACUAAAAAAUAAAUGUUAAAAUGUAUUCACGUAUAACAAGUUAAUAAUUUUCUUUUUGCAUCAGUUUUAUUUUGAAUAUAUAUGUCUUAAUUUAAAUUUUAACAUCACAGUAUUAUUUUUACAUGUUUUAAUGUGCAAUUUAUUAUUAAAUUAUUAUGAAUACUUUACUUAAUAAAUUAUAAUAAUUAAAUUUUAUACAAAAAUGC